Molecule: messenger RNA, 1374 nt
Organism: Neltuma alba
Lineage: Eukaryota; Viridiplantae; Streptophyta; Magnoliopsida; Fabales; Fabaceae
Product: protein JINGUBANG-like
Exons: 1
Coding region: 116-1312 (398 amino acids)
Molecular function (GO): protein binding
Source: RefSeq, a predicted model, not a curated record
AUCUUCUAUAUAUGCGCGCACACGUAUAUUAGAGACAGCUCACUUGGCCUUCUGAUGCAAACUGGUCCAUUCUCUCUCUCUCUCUCUCUCUCCCCCCCCCCCCAAUAUGUGAAUCAUGGAGUUCCACCGAUCGUCUUCUUCAUCCAACCAUCCUCAAUCUAGACUAACCUCUCUGUCUUCACAACGCAGCCUUGCUUCGGUUCCUUCCCUGAACUCUCGGUCUCAGCACCAUGCCUCGACCUAUCAUCAGUGUCUUGCCACUCUCAAAGGUCACACAUCUUAUAUAUCCUGUAUAGCCCUUGCUGGGAAAUUCCUCUACACAGGAUCAUCUGACAGAGAAAUCAGGUCCUGGAAUCAUGCUUCUUUGCAUUCUGAAAUAUUCGACACUGAACAGUCAAACUCAAUCACUAACGUGGUGACGGCAGGGAAAGGUGCAGUAAAGUCCUUAAUAGUUCAGUCUGAUAAACUCUUCAGCGCCCACCAAGACUACAAAAUCAGAGUAUGGAAGAUAAGCAGCUACGAACCUGACCAUCAGAAGUACACCCGUUUAGCCACGCUUCCGACGUUUGGUGACCGGGCCACGAAGGUGUUGAACCCAAAGAACCAUGUGCAGAUUAGGAGGCACAAAAAAUGCACCUGGAUUCACCAUGUGGACACUGUCUCUGCUCUGGCCUUGUCCAGGGACGAGACCUUGCUCUACUCAGUUUCAUGGGACCGCUCAGUCAAAGUCUGGCGAACCAGCGACUUCACCUGUUUAGAAUCAGUGAACAACGCACAUGAUGAUGCCAUAAACGCCAUGGCAGUUUCUGAUGAUGGUUACGUGUACACCGGAUCAGCAGAUAAGAAGAUCAAGGUAUGGAAGAAAGGCGAAGGAGAGAAGAAACAUUGUCUGGUUGAUACGUUAGAGAAACACAACUCUGGGAUUAAUGCCUUGGCUCUGAGCAGUGAUGGGUCUCUGCUCUAUUCAGGUGCUUGUGACAGAUCUAUACUGGUUUGGGAAAAGGAUGAAGAAGAAGAAGAUGGGAAAAUGACGCUGGUGGGUGCGCUUAGGGGACACACCGAGUCCAUAUUAUGCUUAGCCAUGGUUUCGGAUUUGGUUUUUAGUGGUUCUGCUGAUAAAACAAUCAGAAUAUGGAGAGGAGUUCAUGAUGAUUACUCUUGUUUAGCAGUUUUAGAAGGACAUAGGGGUCCUGUUAAAUGCUUAACUGCAGCGGUUGAUCCUAGUGGUCAGUCUGAAGAAUCUUUUCUAGUUUACAGUGGCAGUUUGGACUGUGACAUUAAGGUUUGGCAGAUCAUUGUACCUGUUCUCUAGUUUCUGUUUUCACGACAUGUGGGGGAAAAAAAUUUAUAUCAAGUGUUUUUCUUUCUCUUAUC